AUGGUCACUGAAGAUGAGCCUGUGGUCACUACAGAUGAGCCUGUGGUAGCUGUAGACGUACAUGCACCUGGUGCAGACGCUGCUGAUGAUGUAGACGGUUUUCUAGGUGGGCCACGUGACCCAUCAGUGCUUACGGAGUAUGCUGACCAUGUUGUAGUUAGGGUAUGGAACGAAGAGGACCGUCUUGAAUUGAAGUUAUCCUCCCAUGGGAGGAAGGUGCAAAAAUUUGAUAGGCCUGCUCUUGAGAUUGAGGACCUAGUUGCUGCCACAGGACUAAGUCAUUUGAUCGCGUGUUCAGUAGACACUGGCGAUCGGAGACUUAUAUCCUCGUUUAUGGAGAGGUGGCACAGGGAGACUAGCAGUUUCCUUUUUCCCGUGGGGGAGGUUAGUAUCACCCUGGAUGAUGUGGCGUCUCUUCUUCAUCUUCCCAUUGUUGGUGCCUUCCAUACAUUCCAGCCUCUGCACAUCGACGAGGCGGUGUUGAUGUUGGUUGAGUUACUAGAGGUCUCUGGAGAGGAAGCCAGGGCCGAGAUAGCACAUUGUCAUGGACCAUACUGUUGGAUAUAUGAGCACUUUCCGUCACUUGCGGAGUGCAUGGCUGAUCCGGACUAUGAUGAGGUGUCACCACGUCUAUGUCGGUGGAUUGCUACGAAGGCGAUUGCGAAGUCCAUAUCUACAGCGACCUCCGUUGGGGACUCGUUGCCGUCAAACACCGACCAGAGAGGGUCAUGCACUGAUUCGGAUACGUCCAAAGUCCCAGAGCCAGCAACAACAUCGACACAUGCCCAUUCUUAUGUGGAGCAGCCCAGACAUGCAGUGGAGGCUUGCCAUGCGAUUGCUGAAAGGUUGGAGUGUCAUCUCAACCUUAGGAUAGUCAAGGCAGGCACAGAGACACACGAGGUCAUGGAAGAAUGCAUUAGGAUUGCCAGGGGUGUCACAGAAGACUGCAUUGUGUAUGCGAGGUCUCGACGUAGGCGGCGCACAGAUGAGGCAUAG
Messenger RNA from Glycine soja, 996 nucleotides. RefSeq names its product protein MAIN-LIKE 1-like. NCBI's taxonomy places the organism in Eukaryota, Viridiplantae, Streptophyta, Magnoliopsida, Fabales, Fabaceae. The transcript is spliced from 6 exons. The coding region runs from base 1 to 996 and encodes 331 amino acids. The record is from RefSeq and is a predicted model, not a curated record.